Aspergillus luchuensis is the source of this 978-nucleotide messenger RNA. RefSeq names its product carnitine:acyl carnitine antiporter (gene CRC1). The coding region runs from base 1 to 978 and encodes 325 amino acids. The record is from RefSeq and is a predicted model, not a curated record. Gene Ontology annotation, molecular function: O-acyl-L-carnitine transmembrane transporter activity. Lineage: Eukaryota; Fungi; Ascomycota; Eurotiomycetes; Eurotiales; Aspergillaceae. The transcript is spliced from 5 exons. Gene Ontology annotation, cellular component: mitochondrial envelope. Gene Ontology annotation, biological process: mitochondrial transport; carnitine transmembrane transport.
AUGACCGCUUCUCCGUCCGCCGCUGAAUCAAUUCCAGAGGAAGUCAGAGUUCCGGAGCCCAAGCCCGUUAAUCAGACCAUUGCUCAGAUCCGCUCGCUUGCUGCCGGUGCUGCCGGUGGUGUGUGCGCCGUUGUUGUUGGACAUCCUUUCGAUCUGGUGAAGGUGCGCCUUCAGACGGCAGAGAAGGGCGUUUACUCUGGUGCUAUCGAUGUCGUGAAGAGGACUGUGGCCCGGGAGGGUCUCGCUCGAGGACUUUAUGCAGGUGUCUCUGCUCCCCUGGUGGGAGUCACGCCAAUGUUCGCUGUCAGUUUCUGGGGUUAUGAUGUGGGUAAAACGCUCGUCGGCAAAAUGUCCGAAGUUCGUGUAGAGAACAACACCCCUCAAUACACCAUUGGCCAAAUUUCCGCUGCGGGUUUCUUCUCUGCCAUUCCCAUGACCUUGAUCACGGCACCCUUCGAGCGCGUCAAGGUGCUCCUUCAGAUCCAGGGUCAGAACCCCCCGCCUCCCGGUCAGAAGCCCAAGUACUCUGGCGGUCUGGAUGUGGUCCGGCAGCUAUACCAGGAGGGUGGUAUUCGCAGUGUGUUCCGCGGUAGUGCAAUGACCCUCGCUCGUGACGGCCCUGGUUCUGCUGCGUACUUCGCCGCCUACGAGUACAUCAAGCGCACUUUGACUCCCAAGGAUGCGGAAGGAAAUGUCACUGGCCAGUUAUCCAUGCCAGCCGUCCUGGCUGCCGGUGGUGCUGCUGGUGUUGCCAUGUGGAUCCCUGUCUUCCCUGUCGAUACCAUCAAGUCUCGACUGCAGAGCGCGCCUGGUCGUCCCACAAUCGGCGGUACGAUUCGCACCGUCUAUGCCAACGGUGGCUUCAAGGCUUUCUUCCCUGGAUUUGGACCUGCUUUGGCAAGAGCCGUUCCUGCCAAUGCUGCUACUUUUGCGGGUGUUGAGCUGGCUCAUCAGUUCAUGACAAAGCUUUUCGACUAG